Messenger RNA from Schistocerca serialis cubense, 999 nucleotides. RefSeq names its product sterile alpha motif domain-containing protein 1-like. The record is from RefSeq and is a predicted model, not a curated record. NCBI's taxonomy places the organism in Eukaryota, Metazoa, Arthropoda, Insecta, Orthoptera, Acrididae. The transcript is spliced from 4 exons. The coding region runs from base 1 to 999 and encodes 332 amino acids.
AUGACCACACCACAGCAAAGAGCUCCGUCUCUAACGUUCCCGACGUCGUCGGAGCCUCGAACUCCCAGACAGCCGCUGUCAACAAUAGCGAACGGCGCGAGUUUCGUCGCAGCCGACCUGCUGCCGGCUGAAGGCCAGCUUCGCGUGGUCGGGCGGCGUAAUGACAGAGUGGCUGGCGGCUGCAUCGCGCGACCGGUCGGUCGGUUCGCUUUCUGCGCGGAGCCGGCGAAGGCGGCGCGGGUUGCGGCGGUAAGUGCCGGCCGGCACUGCCCCCGUCACGUGGCAACGCCGCCGCCGCCGCCGCCGCCGCCGCCGCUCAGUCGCGCUCCGACUGCCGACCCGCGCGGACGCCGGGACGUCGCGACGCCUGCUGCCGGCCACGAGGUCUGCCACGCAUCGAGACGCACGCGCCCAGAUCAGGAACCGCAGAGGUCGCAGGACGAUGAACGUGUUGAGACACGCCGUGACGGGCGUGACAGCUCACUUGUUGCUGGACGUGACGCCGCUGUGGGUGCGAUGCCACCAGCUACAGGCAGCGCGGACGGCCGGCCACGCUGGGCCGAGUGCCGCUUAGCCACGCUGUCUGCCGCGCCACAGCCGGACCUUCCGAGGACCGCGGCUGCCCGGCGUCCCCCGGCCCGGUCUGCGCAGCCGCGGCCGAUCCUUGCCCAGGAGGCUGAUUUGCCGAGUGCGGGAAGUGAGCCGCUCGACAGACCUGCGUCAGAGGCGACGGGAGAACGCGGAAUUGCGAGAGUGAGGGGCCGGCCGUUCCCGACCCGGCGGGCGGCGCGCGCGCCCACGGACGGACGGACGGGCGGCGGGAGUCGAGCGGCGACCUCCGGCCGGGUCACGGCUAACUGGCCGGAUCACCUUGCGCCGGGCGGCGGCGCCUCGCCUCGCCGCGGGCCGCGCAUCCGUCAUGCGACGCCGGCGAGCUGUGGGCGCAACGCGGAGCACCGGCAGCGGCGCCGCACACACCGCGGCAUUCCCGUCCACUAA